Molecule: messenger RNA, 11589 nt
Organism: Mobula hypostoma (lesser devil ray)
Lineage: Eukaryota; Metazoa; Chordata; Chondrichthyes; Myliobatiformes; Myliobatidae
Gene: ube2g2
Product: ubiquitin-conjugating enzyme E2G 2 (UBC7 homolog, yeast)
Exons: 5
Coding region: 1758-2990 (410 amino acids)
Biological process (GO): cell adhesion involved in heart morphogenesis; larval heart development
Cellular component (GO): endoplasmic reticulum; cytosol; extracellular matrix
Source: RefSeq, a predicted model, not a curated record
CGUUGUUGGUGAUGGCAGGAACGGCGCUGAAACGGCUGAUGGCCGAGUACAAGCAAUUAACACUGAAUCCUCCUGAAGGAAUUGUUGCAGGUCCAAUCAGUGAGGAGAACUUUUUUGAAUGGGAGGCCUUAAUCAUAUUGAUGAAAAAUUACAGCUUCAAAACGCAUUCCUGUAGUAGGAGCCAAAAAGAAGGUACUCCGUAACCUCAUUCUUGACAAUCGAUGCCACAACUUCCCAACCACCGAUGUCAAGCUAACAGGUCUAUAAUUUCCUUUUUGCUUCCUUGUCUCCUUCUUAAAUAGCGGAGUGACGUUUGCAAUCUUCCAGUCCUCUGGAACCAUGCCAGAAUCCAUCGACUUUUGAAAGAUCAUUGCUAAUGCCUCCGUAAUCUCCACAGCUACUUCCUUCAGAACACGAGGGUGCAUUCCAUCUGGUCCGGGAGAUUUAUCUACCCUUAGACCAUUCAGCUUCCUGAGUACUUUCUCUGUCGUAAUUGUGACUGCGCACACUUCUCUUCCCUGCCAACCUUGAGUGUCCGGUAUACUGCUGAUGUCUUCCUCAGUGAAGACUGAUGCAAAAUACUUGUUCAGUUCCUCAGCCAUCUCCUUAUCUCCCAUUACAAUGUCUCCAGCAUCAUUUUCUAUCAGUCCUAUAUCUACUCUCACCUGUCUUUUACUCUUUAUAUACUUGAAAAAGCUUUUAGUAUUCUCUUUGAUAUUAUUUGCUAGCUUCCUUUCAUAGUUUAUCUUUUCCCUCUUAAUGACCUUCUUAAUUUCCUUUUGUAAGCUUUUAAAAACUUCCCAAUCCUCUGUGUUCCCACUAAUUUUUGCUUCCUUGUAUGCCUUCUGCUUUAACUUUGGCUUUGACUUCUCUUGUCAGCCACGGUUGCAUCCUUUUUCCACUUGAAAAUUUCUUUUUUGGAAUAUAUCUGUUUUGCACCUUCCUCACUUCUCGCAUAAACUCUAGCCACUGCUGCUCUGCCGUCCUUCCCGCUAGUGUCGCUUUCCUGUCAACUUUGGCCGGUUCCUCUCUCAUGCCACUGUAAUUUCCUUUACUGAAAUACCAACACAUUGAAUUUCGGCUUCUCAUUCUCAAAUUUCACAGUGAACUCAAUCAUGUUAUGAUCACUACCUCCUAAAGGUUCCUUCACCUCAGUCUUUCUUAAUCACCUCCGAUUCAUUACACAAUACCCAAUCCAGUACAGCCGACCCCCUAGUGGGCUCAACAAGAAGCUGUUCUAAAAAACCAUCUCCUAGACAUUCUACAAAUUCUCUCUCUUGAGAUCCAGUGCUGACCUGAUUUUCCCAAUCCCCUCGCAUGUGGAUCCCCCACAAUUAUCAUAACACUGCCCUUCUGACAAGCCUUUUCUAUUUCCUGUUGUAAUUUGUAGUCCACAUCACGGCAGCUGAUAGGAGGCCUGUCGUCAGGGUCCUUUUACCCUUGCGAUUUCUUAGCUCAACCCAUAAAGAUUCUGCACCUUCCGAUCCUAUGUCACCUAUGUCAUCUCUUUCUAAUGAUUUAAUAUCAUUUCUUACCAAUAAAGCCACGCCUCCCCCUCUGCCUACCUGCCUAUUCUUCCAAUACACCGUAAUGUAGCAGGAUCCUCUUUUGAAUCAGUAUGGGUGGAAGUCAGGAACAGGAAGGGAGCAGUUACUCUAUUGGGAGUAUUCUAUAGGCCCCCUGGUAGCAGCAGAGAUAACGAGGAGCAGAUUGGGAGGCAGAUUUUGGAAAGGUGCAAAAAUAACAGGGCUGUUAUCAUGGGUGACUUUAACUUCCCUAAUAUUGAUUGGCAGCUGAUUAGUUCCAAUGGUUUAGACGGGGCAGAAUUUGUUAAGUGUAUCCAGGGCGGAUGCCUGUCACAGUAUGUUGACAGGCCGACUAGGGGGAAUGCCAUACUAGAUCUAGUAUUAAAUAAUGAACCAGGUCAGGUCACAGAUCUCUCAGUGGGUGAGCAUCUGGGGGACAGUGACCACCGCACCCUGGCCUUUAACAUUAUCAUGGAAAAGGAUAGAAUCAGAGAGGACAGGAAAAUUUUUAAUUGGGGAAGGGCAAAUUAUGAGGCUAUAAGGCUAGAACUUGCGGGUGUGAAUUGGGAUGAUGUUUUUGCAGGGAAAUGUACUAAGGACAUGUGGUCGAUGUUUAGGGAUCUCUUGCAGAAUGUUAGGGAUAAAUUUGUCCCGGUGAGGAAGAUAAAGAAUGGUAGGGCGAAGGAACCAUGGGUGACAAGUGAGGUGGAGAAUCUAGUCAGGUGGAAGAAGGCAGCAUACAUGAGGAUUAGGAAGCAAGGAUCAGAUGGGUCCAUUGAGGAAUAUAGAAAGGAGCUUAAGAAGAAGUUGAGGAGAGCAAGAAGGGGGCAUGAGAAGGCCUUGGUGAGUAGGGUAAAGGAAAACCCUAAGGUAUUCUUCAAUUAUGUGAAGAACAAAAGGAUGACAGGACUGAAGAUAGGACCGAUUAGAGAUAAAGAUAGGAAGAUGUGCCUGGAAGCUGUGGAAGUGAGCGAGAUCCUCAAUGAAUACUUCUCUUCGGUAUUCACCAAGGAGAGGGAACUUGAAGACAGUGAGGACAAUAUGAGUGUUGUUGAUGUUCUGGAGCAUGUUGGUAUUAAGGGAGAGGAGGUGUUGGAGUUGUUAAAAUACAUUAGGAUGGAUAAGUCCCCAGGGCCUGAUGGAAUACUCCCCAGGCUGCUCCAUGAGGUGAGGGAAGAGAUUGCUGAUUCUCUGGCUAGGAUCUUUAUGUCCUCGUUGUCCACGGGAAUGGUACUGGAGGAUUGGAGGGAGGCGAAUGUUGUCCCCUUGUUCAAAAAAGGUAGUAGGGAUAGUCCGGGUAACUAUAGACCAGUGAGCCUUACAUCUGUGGUGGGAAAGCUGUUGGAAAAGAUUCUCAAAGAUAGGAUCUAUGGGCAUUUAGAGAAUCAUGGUCUGAUCAGGGACAGUCAGCAUGGCUUUGUGAAGGGCAGAUCGUGUCUUAACAAGCCUGAUAGAGUUCUUUGAGGAGGUGACCAGGCAUAUAGAUGAGGGUAGUGCAGUGGAUGUGAUCUACAUGGAUUUUAGUAAGGCAUUUGACAAGGUUCCACACGGUAGGCUUAUUCAGAAAGUCAGAAAGCAUGGGAUCCAGGGAAGUUUGGCCAGGAGGAUUCAGGAUUGGCUUGCCUGCAGAAAGCAGAGGGUCGUGGUGGAGGGAGUACUUUCGGAUUGGAGGAUUGUGACUAGAGGUGUCCCACAAGGAUUGGUUCUUAGGCCUCUACUUUUCGUGAUUUUUAUUAACGACCUGGAUGUGGGGGUAGAAGGGUGGGUUGGCAAGUUUGCAGAUGACACAAAGGUUGGUGGUGGUGUGGAUAGUGUAGAGGAUUGUCGAAGAUUGCAGAGAGACAUUGAUAGGAUGCAGAAGUGGGCUGAGAAGUGGCAGAUGGAGUUCAACCCGGAGAAGUGUGAGGUGGUACACUUUGGAAGGACAAACUCCAAGGCAGAGUACAAAGUAAAUGGCAGGAUACUUUGAAGUGUGGAGGAACAGAGGGAUCUGGGGGUACAUGUCCAUAGAUUCCUGAAAGUUGCCUCACAGGUAGGUAGGUUAGUUAAGAAAGCUUAUGGAGUGUUAGCUUUCAUAAGUCGAGGGAUAGAGUUUAAGAGUCGCGGGGUAAUGAUGCAGCUCUCUAAAACUCUGGUUAGGCCACACUUGGAGUACUGUGUCCAGUUCUGGUCGCCUCACUAUGGGAAGGAUGUGGAAGCAUUGGAAAGGGUACAGAGGAGAUUCACCAGGAUGCUGCCUGGUUUAGAGGUAUGCAUUAUGAUCAGAGAUUAAGGGAGCUAGGGCUUUACUCUCUGGAGAGAACGAGGAUGAACGGAGACAUGAUAGAGGUAUACAAGAUAUUAAGAGGAAUAGAUAGAGUGGACAGCCAGCGCCUCUUCCCCAGGGCACCACUGCUCAAUAUAAGAGGACAUGGCUUUAAGGUAAGGGGUGGGAAGUUCAAGGAGGAUAUUAGAGGAAGAUUUUUUACUCUGUGACAAGAAUACACAUAGAUUAAGAUGUAGCUGUCCUGUGCUGGCACCAGUGGGAUCAGUAGUUGGUCUGCCACCUGUCUUCAGGAGAGAGAGACAGAUAAGGAAAACAAUGGAGCAGCAUUUGGAGAUGUUAAUGAAAGGGAAGGAGAGCUGUCAAGAUUGGCUCCCCCUUUGAACCCUGAACUGUUUGAAGUGAUGGACAGGCGAUACCCCAGCAGGGGGAUAAAAAGGGACAGGUUCGCUAAGGCAGCACACACGACACCCUGAGGUAACGAGACCCUGGAAGCGGUGCGCCUCUCACAAGUCGGUGGGAAGUUUUGGAUGGCUGGUCAGGGGAUCAGGCCAUAGACGCUCAGGGUGGAAAGGCAUGAUCGGCGGGAACCUGGUGUGUAUCCACCCUUGCCUGGGUGCCGGGUUCACCGCAGGGAAACGAUCGUAUCUGGAAACGGAGGGGUCACGGUCGGUGACCUCAGAUGACAUCACAAAGGACUCGCCCGAAAGCUGACUGCGAAGGUCUGUGUGGAAGCCUUGAAUAUUCAUUCGUUUUGCUCUCUCUCUCUCUCUCCUCCCCCCCCCCCACUGUCCAUCGCCACGGCAGCGAUUACUACGAACUGAAUUGAACUAAAUUGAACUGAACUUUGCGUCACUUUGAAACUGGUCAUUUACCCCUAGACAACGAUAGAGCUUGAUUGAUCCUGUUAUCUUAAUUCUGUGUACAUGUAUGUUUAUCAUUGCUGAACUGUUGCAUUUAUUAUCCUUUUGAUUAGAGUACUGUGUUGCUUGUUUCUUUAAUAAAACUUUCUUAAUUCUAGUAAUCCAGACUCCAACUGAGUGAUCCAUUUCUGCUGGUUUGGCAACCCAGUUACGGGAUACGUAACAUAAGUGGGGUUCUCGUCCGCGAUUUUGAACGCUAAAUUUGGGACGGAGUAAAUUGAUUAGGUCAAAAUUCCCGAAAGAAAGAAAAGACAAACAGCAGAAAUGGAGGCUGAGGAAAUUAUAAAGGCACCGACCUUGGAGGCAUUAGAGGAUGCCAAGAAAACGGAAUUGGUAGCUGUGGCCAAACGGUUGAAUCUUGCUAAGGGGAAGUCGACAAUGAGGAGACAGGAGAUACAACAGAGCUAUCGUAGAGCAUUAUGUAUCUAAAGGUGUGUUUCCCCAAGGCGAGUUGGAGGUUGUGUCUAUUGAAAAACCUGCUGGAGACGUGGUACAGGUGCAGCUUGAAAAACUGAGACUCAAGCACGAGUUCCGGGUACGGCAGUUAGAACACGAAGAGAAGCAGUUAGAAAGGCGGGAGAGAGAGAGAGAGUUAGAAAGGCGGGAGAAAGAGAGAGAGUUAGAAAGGCAGGAGAGAGAGAGAGAGACAGCUGGAGCGAGAGAAGAAAAAGAGGGAAAGGGAAUUCGAGCUGGAGAAGUUAAAGAUAAGGACAGAGCAGGGACCCGUGCCGAACCAAGGUGGAGGGUUCCGGGCGACUCAGGAGGUUAGGCUGGUUCCCCCAUUUGACGAUACCGACGUGGAUCGGUACUUUCUCCAUUUCGAAAAAGUUGCUACAAGUCAGGACUGGCCGAGGGAUAAGUGGGCUGUUUUGCUUCAGAGUGUACUGAAAGGGAAAGCCCAACAAGCUUACUCAGCUUUGUCCGCGGAAGAUGCCCAGAGGUAUGAGGUGGUGAAAGAGGCCAUCCUCAGGAUUUAUGAGUUGGUCCCGGAGGCAUACCGGCAGAGGUUCCGGAAUGCGAGGAAGCAGUGGGACUGCACGUAUUUAGAGUUUGCCCAUGAGAUGCAGACAUAUUGUGAGCGUUGGUGUGCCUCGAAGGGGGUAGAGGGGGAUUAUGACAGACUGCUACAGCUGAUCCUGAUUGAGCAGUUUAAAGGUUGUGUCCCUGAGGGUAUGAGACCCUACCUAGGUGAGAAAGAGGCAGCCACGUUAGCCGCAACUGCUAAGUUAGCGGAUGAGUAUGCGUUGACGCAUAAAAUGAAGUUUGCCCCGAGGAAAGGCUACCAGAAGGGUAGUCAGGACGGCGGGGAGAGUCCGCCAGAAAAGUCAGAAAGUAAGCCGGGGACUAGUGAGAAGGAUAAGGUAGACCGGGAGCAGUCUGGUAGGAAGUCUCCUGGGGUCGCCUGUUAUAAUUGCGGGAAAGUCGGACACUUUGCGUCCAGGUGCUUUGCCCCAAAGAAGGAGACGGAAAAGGAAAAACGGUGAUUUUGACUGGCUGUAUCGAGCUGGUAAACGAACCGCUAGGACGGGACAGGUCUGCCAAAGUUCAGGAAGGGCGCGAGAAGUUUAUCUCGGCCGGAUUGGUGUCAGUGAAGGAGGGGUUAAAACCAGUUCCAGUGCGGAUCUGGAGAGACACGGGAGCGCGUCACUCACUAAUACUGAAGAGUGUAUUAGAGUUUAGCUCAGAGACCCAGACUGGGGAGGUCAAGGUCAAAGGUAUUGGGGAAGGGACGGAAGCCGUCCCUUUGCACCAGAUACUCUUACAAAGCAACCUGGUCUCUGGACUAGUCACGAUCGGGGUGAGGUCCGAAUUACCAAUGAAAGGCGUGGAAGUCUUGCUCGGUAAUGACCUCGCCGGGGGAAUCGUGUUCGAAGCAGUGAGAUUGACAGGUCAGCCUGCCAGCAUUGAGGCCCCGCCCAUGGACUCACAGGUUCAUCACGGGACUGCGGUAGUAAAUUUAGCUGAGACGUUUCUGCCAGCCUUGUAUGAGAAGGGGGUAGAAAAUGAAAAGAAGGAGUGUAGUGAAACAAGAGGUAGUGAGGGAGCUGAGACAGACUUAGCAUUAACCAGGAAGGAAUUUGUGCAGGCGCAGGAGCGAGACGAGGGGCUGAUGGUUUUGGCAGAGACAGCUCUCUCUGACACAGAAUUACUAAGGGAACUAGUAGGCUAUGGUGUGGAGGAGGAAGUGCUAAGGAAGAAAGGGAAACCAAGUACAGUACCCGCAGAUGAGGAUUGGGGGGUGGUGCAAAAGAGUUAUGGGGAUGAGAUUUUUAACCUGGCCCCCAAGGUACCCCCCGGUGGACAUUUUGCGGUGCUGGAGGAAACAGUUGGUGGAAUCAUGAAAGAAGUUUAUCGGCUGCCCAGGAGGAAGGAUGUUAUUGAUUAUGGCCAACGCGAACUGAGACGGUCACAGGCUUUUGAUAUGCUAAUAAACCUAGUCGGUGUUAGCGCGGAAAUCAAUGAAGCUAGGGUCCCCCGAUAAGAGAAAAAAACCAUUUUGAAAAGAUGAGUAUGGUAUCGACCAGAUGGGAGAAGGCUAUUGUUUUGGCCAGCUCUGCUGAUAAGGUCUCUCCCUUAAACCCCGAACAAAGCGACUCUUUAGGAGAAGUAAUUAAACGACUCGCACACGUGUGUUUGAUUGUCUCGAGGCGAUGCAAAGAACUGGGACGUUGGGUGGUGGUUGUCAUCCUAGGCCAGCCUAGCGAGCAAUACCCUUAUAGAAUGAGUAAUUCAGUGACGAAAGGGCUGACGAACACAGAGGUGUGUAUUGGCAAUGUAAUACGGCUGUCUGAAGCCAGCUUGAUAGUGAACCUUGGAAAAAAUGAGUUCGGCCACACGAAGGUUACUUACCUGGGAAUUGUGGUGACACAGGGGCAGCUGGCAGCGAUGUAAGCUAAAGUGCGGGCUAUCUCUGACAUCCCAACCCCGACAGACAAGAGGGCCCUCAGAAGGCUCUUGGAGAUGGUGGGGUACUGUAGGAAGUUUUGCAAUAACUCUGCGGUUACUACCCCUCCCCCUCCUGCUAAGCCCUUGCGAGAGCUAAGUCGGAAUGGGACGACCCUUGUUAUUGUGGUCCGGGACGAAACCAAAUGAGAGGUUACAUUGAUCGCAAUUCAUCAGUGUUUUUGGCCACUAUGAAGUUUGCUAAGUUGGAGCCUGGUCUAAGGGAUUAUUAAUAACACAUAUAAAAGGAACAGAAAAUGUGAUGGCUGACUGUCUGUCAGGUGUUGACAACUUCAAACUCGCUGUAUUAGCCAAAUAGCUGAUAAAGAUGUAUAUUUGUGUGUAUCAAAUAAUGUAUUCAUGUUUGUAAUUUUUACCCCCGGUAAAAAUCCUUGAAGGGGGGGAAGUGUGACAAGAAUACACAUAGAUUAAGAUGUAGCUGUCCUGUGCUGGCACCAGUGGGAUCAGCAGUUGGUCUGCCACCUGUCUUCAGGAGAGAGAGAGAUAAGGAAAACAAUGGAGCAGUAUUUGGAGAUGUUAAUGAAGGGGAAGGAGAGCUGUCAAGAUCGGCUCCCCCUUUGAACCCUGAACUGUUUGAAGUGAUGGACAGGCGAUACCCCAGCAGGGGGAUAAAAAGGGACAGGUUUACUAAGGCAGGUCACACACGACACCCCGAGGUAACGAGACCCUGGAAGUCGGUGGGAAGUUUUGGACGGCUAGUCGUGGGACAAGCCAUAGACACUCAGGGUGGAAAGGCACGAUCGGCGGGAACCUGGUGUGUCUCCACCCUUGCCUGGGUGCCGGGUUCACCGCAGGGAAACGAUCGUAUCUGGAAAUGGAGGGGUCACGGUCGGUGACCUCAGAUGACAUCACAAAGGACUCGCCCGAAAGCUGACAGCAAAGGUCUGUCUGGAAGCCUUGAAUAUUCAUUCAUUUUGCUCUCUCUCUCCUUCCCCCCACUGUCCAUCGCCACAGCAGCGAUUACUGCGAACUGAAUUGAACUAAAUUGAACUGAACUUUGCGUCACUUUGAAACUGGUCAUUUACCCCUAGACAACGAUAGAGCUUGAUUGAUCCUGUUAUCUUAAUUCUGUGUACAUGUAUGUUUAUCAUUGCUGAACUGUUGCAUUUAUUAUCCUUUUGAUUAGAGUACUGUGUUGCUUGUUUCUUUAAUAAAACUUUCUUAGUUCUAGUAAUCCAGACUCCAGCUGAGUGAUCCAUUUCUGCUGGUUUGGCAACCCAGUUACAGGGUACGUAACAACUCAGAGAGUUGUUGGUGCGUGGAAUACACUGCCUGAGUCAGUGGUGGAGGCAGGUGCACUAGUGAAAUUUAAGAGACUACUAGACAGGUAUAUGGAGGAAUUUAAGGUGGGGGGUUAUAUGGGAGGCAGGGUUUAAGGGUCGGCACAAUAUUGUGGGCCGAAGGGCCUGUACUGUGCUGUACUGUUCUAUGUUCUAUAUAUUGAAUGGGUCACCAGAGGAAGUAGUAGAGACAGGUACAAUUACAGUGUUUAAAUUUUUUUUAAAAAUAGACAGAUACAUGGUAAGGAAAGGUUUAGAGGGAUAUGGAGCAAAUGGGACUAGCUAAGGUAGGCACUUUGGUCUGUAUGGAUGAGUUAGGCUGAAGGGCCUUUUUCCUUGCUGUAUAACUGACUUUACAUUACCAUGGUACAUCCUGAAACAGAUGUGCUAUAAAAACAAUUUUUUUUUACUUAUACACAAUUUUAGUACACUGGAUAGAAAACAAAUAUGUUUUCUAUAUUGCCGUUUGGUACGGCUAAUAGACAGAUUUAUCUAUUCUAUAAAUUUUGUUAUAGUUCAUAGUGAAAUUCCAUAUCAUAUGCGGUUUAUAAUUGAAUGUUCAUAUAUACUUGAUUUAACAAAUCUGUUUGUUAAUGAUGCCAAUUUUAGCAAGCUUGUCCAGAUGAAAUAGAACAUGUUGGAAAAAAUGGAAUUCAACCUCUGCUGUGAGAAAAAACUAUUUCCUAACUGAUGAAGUGGCUAUGGUAUGAUGAGUAGAAAAGAGUGGUACAGUAGCGUAGUGGUUAGCACAAUGUCUUACAGUGUCAGCGACCUGGGUUCAUUUCCCACUGCUGUCUAUAAAGAGUUUGUAUGUCCUCCCAGUGACCACGUGGGUUUCCUCCAGGUACUCCAGUUUCUUCCCACAGUCCAGAGAUGUGUGGUUGAUAGGUAAAUAGGUCGUUGUAAUUUGUCUCAUGAUUAGGCCAGGGCGGCACGGCUCGAAGUACCAGAAGGACCUAUUCCACACUGCAUUCCAAUAAAUAAAUAGCUCACAGUGAUUGCCAAUCUUUGUGCAAUGUAAUUUGAUAAUACAUUGGAAUAAGUACAUAAGUCUGAAAAUGAAGUUUGACAAUACAUGUACGUGGUAUGUUUUUAAAGCUUCAGCUGCUGAUUGAUUGCGUGCAGAAUUCUGAAUGGACAGAAUAAUUAGAAUUUCUGUGAGUAACCUAUUGACUUCUUAUUUUGGUGCACAUAAUAUAACAAAAAGUUGGAUUAGGUUGGAUUAGGACCUUUAAGCCCCUGCCAUUCAGUUAAUAUCAUGAAGCUGUUCCUCAUCCACUUAAAUCUGCCUGAUUACCACAUCCACUUAUUAUACAAUAGCAUGGAACUAUUAUAUAGAGUUUUUGUCUUUACUUUGCAAAAGCAGUGUAGUUUGUUUCACCAGGUGUUCAGUUUUUUUCCUGCUCUAAUGACCCAUUUUGAAAACCACAAUUGAAGAUGAACCUUCCACUCUGGUGCAAGAUGGCGCCAGUGAGCCACGGCGAUGUUCUGUGGGCUACUUACAAUACCUCUAAGUAUACUUCUUUUGAAUUACUCCCACUGCAACCUGCAGCAAGUAAUUUCCCUUUAACCAAUGUACUUUUAAAUUGACUUAAUGAACUACAGAUUUCAUGAUCAGAAAGACUAAACAGACUUAACAAUCAAGCAAGCUGGCACUGCAACUUUAAGUGGACGAAGGCUCCUUGUCAUGGCUGGAAGCGAGCCAGGAAGGGGGAAUCCAAGCCAGGCUGAAACUCAGAGGAAUGAGUGCUAACCACUAUGCUAUUGUACCCAGCAUCUUGUUAGCAUAUGUGCAGUUGCUGGAGAACAAAAUCAAGGACCUGAGGGCAAGAUUGCUGUGUUGAAGUGAAAUGUGAAAUUGUUGUGCUUUGUGUUUUACUCACUCUCAGCACACCAGAUAUGGCAAUCAGACCUGAAUCAGGUUUAUUAUCACCGGCGUGUUCCGUGAAAUUUGUUAACUUAGCAGCAGCAGUUCAAUGCAAUACAUAAUAUAGAAGAAAAAAAAAUAAGUAAAUCUUAUUCAGUAUACUUUAUAUAGUAUACGUAUACUGUAUUGAAUAGAUUAAAAACAGAAAUACUAUAUGUUAAGAAAGUGAGGUAGUGCCCAAGGGUUCAAUGUCCAUUCAGAAAUCGGAUGGCAGAGGGGAAGAAGCUGUUCCUGAAUCGCUGAGCGUGUGCCUUCAGGCUUCUGUAUCUCCUACUUGAUGGUAACAGUGAGGAAAGGGCAUGCCCUGGGUGCUGGAGGUCCUUAAUAAUGGACGCUGCCUUUCUGAGACACCGCUCCUUGAAGAUAUCCUGGGUACUUUGUAGGCUAGUACCCAAGAUGGAGUUGACUAGAUUUACAACCAUCUGCAGCUGCUUUCGGUCCUGUGCAGUCGCUCCCCUCCCUAUACCAGACAGUGAUGCAGCCUGUCAGAAUGCUCUCCAUGGUACAUCUAUAGGAGUUUUUAAAUGUAGUUGUUGACGUGCCAAAUCUCUUCAAACUCCUAAUAAAGUAUAGUCACUGUCUUGCCUUCUUUAAAACUACAUCGAUAUUUUGGGACCAGGUUAGAUCCUCAGAGAUCUUGAUAUCCAGGAACUUGAAGCUGCUCAUCUCUCCACUUCCGAUCCCUUUAUGAGGAUUGGUAUGUGUU